Juglans microcarpa x Juglans regia is the source of this 1315-nucleotide messenger RNA. Its product is annotated as cytochrome c1-2, heme protein, mitochondrial-like. The transcript is spliced from 8 exons. The coding region runs from base 157 to 1080 and encodes 307 amino acids. The record is from RefSeq and is a predicted model, not a curated record. Lineage: Eukaryota; Viridiplantae; Streptophyta; Magnoliopsida; Fagales; Juglandaceae. Gene Ontology annotation, biological process: mitochondrial electron transport, ubiquinol to cytochrome c. Gene Ontology annotation, molecular function: electron transfer activity; heme binding.
GCCUAGAACCUCUCACUCGUGGUAGAAGAUAGCUGAAGGGAUAGUAGCGAGUUCGUCCCCAAUUUCCCCUCGCAGCAGUUCUUCCUCGUUGGAUCUCCGAGUUGCAACCGGCCCCCGACGAUUCCAUAGCCUCCGUUCCCCCAAGCAUUGACUGCAAUGGCUGGACGAGUGAUCCACCAGCUACUGAGAAGGAAACUUGAAUCUCAAUCAACAGCCCCUCCUUUAUUGUCGUCUCUCAUAUCAAAGAGCAAUAAUGUUGGGUCUACUGGCAUGAAGUCCUAUAGAGCACUCGCACUCUUCGGAGCAGGUCUUUCAGGGCUUUUGAGUUUUGGAAUGAUAGCAUCUGCUGAUGAGGCUGAACAUGGAUUACCGCCUCCUCACUAUCCCUGGCCUCACAAGGGCAUUCUCAGUUCAUAUGAUCAUGCUUCGAUUCGUCGUGGUCAUCAGGUUUAUCAACAGGUCUGUGCAUCUUGCCAUUCUAUGUCACUUAUAUCAUUCCGUGAUUUGGUCGGUGUUGCAUAUACGGAAGAGGAGACAAAGGCUAUGGCAGCCGAGAUUGAAGUGGUUGAUGGACCUAAUGACGAGGGUGAGAUGUUCACACGCCCCGGUAAACUCAGCGAUCGUUUUCCUCAGCCUUAUUCAAACGAACAAGCAGCUAGGUUUGCUAAUGGAGGGGCCUAUCCUCCAGAUCUAAGCCUUAUCACCAAAGCUCGCCAUGAUGGUCAGAAUUACGCAUUUGCCCUUCUGACUGGUUACCGUGAUCCCCCUGCUGGUGUCUCGAUUCGGGAGGGGUUGCAUUAUAAUCCUUAUUUUCCUGGUGGAGCAAUUGCGAUGCCUAAAAUGCUUAAUGAUGGUGCAGUAGAGUAUGAGGAUGGUACACCUGCAACAGAAUCUCAGAUGGGUAAAGAUGUUGUGACAUUCUUGUCUUGGGCCGCGGAACCCGAAAUGGAAGAGAGAAAGCUGAUGGGAUUUAAAUGGAUAUUCGUACUGUCACUGGCAUUACUUCAAGCUGCUUAUUACCGUCGAUUGAAGUGGUCAGUUCUCAAGUCUCGCAAGCUGGUUCUCGACGUUGUCAACUAGCUUCCAUCCAGUUUUCUUUUUACUUUUGCUUCCGGAGGACUAAACUCGACAAUGAUUAUUAUGUCAGAUAUAGUUUUUCUUGCCGUUUCAAUUUGCUUCAAUUGGUAAAUUGGUGAUGGAGUGACCUUGAAGGUCUGUCUUUUUUUGAGUUUGAUUGAGUUGAGAAUAAGCUAUUACACACUUGAUUAACAUCGUGACGAUUUUGGUAAUCAGUUCCAAAUUGUUCAGGGUGCAA